GAUGAUGGCACCUGAUCGCAGUGACGGUGUUACUUCAUGUGCUUGUAAAGGCAUCCGGCGGUGUCUCAUGUGUGAAAAGUUUAAGGGAAAGGGACAGCUGGAGGCGAGUGAACCUCAGGUUGUACAUCAUUUCCACUACAAUCCUGAGACGGGGCUUGCCAUUUGCAAAGAUGCUGAGGCUGCAUCCUUCCCCUUUCCUGGUGUCUUCCUGUGGGAAAACUUCAUAUCAGAAGAGGAGGAGAGGGAGCUGAUAAACACGAUGGACCAGGAUGUGUGGAAUCAGUCCCAGUCUGGUCGAAGGAAACAGGACUUUGGUCCAAAAGUGAACUUCAAGAAAAGGAAAGUGCGUGUGGGCGGCUUCAGUGGACUCCCUGCUUUAAGCCAAAAACUAGUGCUCAGGAUGCAGCAAGAGCCAAGUCUAGCAGGCUUCCAACCAGUGGAGCAGUGCAAUCUGGAUUACCAUCCUCAGCGAGGCUCCUCCAUCGAUCCACACCUAGAUGACUCCUGGUUGUGGGGGGAGCGCCUGGUCACCAUCAACAUGUUAUCAAACACUACACUAACCAUGUCGCUUGAACAGGGUCUGCCUGAGUUGGGACUAGGAGAGGAAGUCCGUGUAGCUGUGCAUCUUCCUCGCAGAUCUUUAGUCGUGUUGUACGGUGAGGCGCGACAUAGGUGGAAACAUGCAAUUCAUAGGGAGGAUGUUCAUGAGCGCAGAGUUUGCAGCACUUACAGAGAGCUGUCUGCCGAGUUCUUACUUGGAGGGCAGCAGGCAGAGCUGGGAGUUCAGCUGUUGAACAUUGCUUUGAGCUUUCAAGGAACUCCGAUAUAAAGUAAUCAGAUGAUGCAAAAAAAGAUUGUACUACCAGAGUCUAGACUACUUGCACAUGUCUUGGACUGUGUCUCAUUUCAGGUGUGCCUCCCUAAACAGUCCUUCUGUGUCCUUCAGAGGGCUGAGGGUUUGUAGACUGAAGCUGUGCUCCCUCACCAAACACGACAGUCUACAGAGGAGUCACAAUACAGUCGUCGUCAGUUCCUGCCAACUUCAAAAUCGACCAGUUGACCAGUGCACAGUGGAUUUUGGAAUAUGCAAGACUACAAAGGAUACAGUUGCUGUGGCUCAAAAUUAGGGCAAAAGAAGAAGAAGAAGGAGACGACCACACAUCUUUGCUGCUUUUAGUGCAGCCUUUGUCUUGAAUUGUGGACUUAAAAAAAGAGGUGGACACUGAAGCGGACUCUGGUUCUUUGGCUAUUUGACUUGUCUGGUCCCAAUUAAUAUUGAAACUAUCAUUCUGUUUGUCAAAAACCUGUCUCAGGCAAUUUAAGGUACUACAGGUUUUGUUAGACCCGUGAGUCAACAAUGCUGCUGAGACUUAAUAAACUGAUAAGUCAGAAUCUGCUCAAUGAAUAUUCAAAUGUUAAAUACUACUGAGGAGAACUGUCGUCCAACAUUAGAUCAAAAAAAGGAACAUACAGUGUUUAUGAGGUUGUUGCACCAUGAGCUUCCAGAACAGCGAGAGCGCUCCUUCAUUUAGAGUAUUGUGGUGGUGUCCAUUCAAAGCAUAGAAGCUUUAGUGAAUUGUUACAUCAUAUGGGAAAAGACUUAACAUCCUCUAUAAAGCCAAUAUGAUGGUGAAAGCAAAAAGUGAUUUGAUAAAUUAAACCACACAUUUCUAUCGAAUGGAAUAAUAUAAAUUUAGUGAUUAAAUUGUAGGGUUUUUUUCAAGGUUUCAGACCUGCUGUCCUUCACAAAUGUAACUGUUAGUAUUGUUGUCAACAACAUGAAUAAGCAGUUGACGCCAGAUACAGAAAAAAAUUAACUAUUAUUGGUUACAUAGAAAUAUGCUAAUAGAAUAUACUGGUUACCAGUCUUUUACACUAAUAUAUAAAUGCGUGGAAAUUGAAUUAAAACUUUCAAAGUCACAAAAGUGAAUCUAAAGAACUUCUGUCACCUGAAACUACUCUGUACUGCAGCUGUGCUUGUUUCUCUUAAAUUAUCCUUAAAUGGAUUAGUAGUUGCAAACCCUCGAUCUGAAGCUGUUUGCACAGUUUGUACAGGACAAGAAACCCAUGCAGAAGGAGGUCCAAAGACUCCAGACCAGCUGUCUUUAGAGACAGUAUUUUCUGCAGUCCUCUCUCUUUUUCAUCUUUGUAUUUUAAUAAAAAAAGAAA
Seriola dumerili (greater amberjack) is the source of this 2169-nucleotide messenger RNA. RefSeq names its product alkB homolog 4, lysine demethylase (gene alkbh4). The transcript is spliced from 3 exons. Bases 2 to 829 code for a protein of 275 amino acids. The record is from RefSeq and is a predicted model, not a curated record. NCBI's taxonomy places the organism in Eukaryota, Metazoa, Chordata, Actinopteri, Carangiformes, Carangidae. Gene Ontology annotation, cellular component: contractile ring; midbody. Gene Ontology annotation, molecular function: demethylase activity; actin binding; oxidoreductase activity. Gene Ontology annotation, biological process: oxidative demethylation; protein demethylation; actomyosin structure organization.